This is a messenger RNA of Clarias gariepinus (North African catfish), 876 nucleotides long. It is a transcript of the gene il12a, whose product is annotated as interleukin 12a. Gene Ontology annotation, biological process: immune response. Gene Ontology annotation, cellular component: extracellular region. NCBI's taxonomy places the organism in Eukaryota, Metazoa, Chordata, Actinopteri, Siluriformes, Clariidae. Gene Ontology annotation, molecular function: growth factor activity; interleukin-12 receptor binding. Bases 38 to 712 code for a protein of 224 amino acids. The transcript is spliced from 7 exons. The record is from RefSeq and is a predicted model, not a curated record.
CACUCUGUACUACUCCAACUUCACACUGCUGAUCAUAAUGUCGGGUUCUCUUAUUUAUGUGCUGAUUCUUGCGCUCAUGAGCCGCGCGACCGUGGCGACUCCAGUGCGCGUACCUAAGAGCGUCCAAAGCGACCACGCGCAGUGCACCACGAGCGCCAGAGACCUGCUCACCAAACUCAGGGGCGCGCUCGAGAAACCAGAAAACAGAUCCAAUACACUGUUUCAUGGAUUUAACUGCACAGAGCUGGAAGCAGUGGUGAACCCAAACACACAGACGGCGAGUGUGUGUCAGCCCAGUCAGGUUGUGAAAUGCUCUGAUCAAAGAACUACUCCUUUCAAUGAGACUGAAUGUUUGCAGAACAUUGACAAUGAUUUGAAAUAUCAUCGAUCCAUGCUUGAUGAUUAUGUGAAAAAUCUGGACCAGAAGGCGAACUCUGAGUCUAUCAAGGAGCUCAACAAAAUUAGAGACGCUAUACUUGAACUUAAGCAGCUAUCUAUCUAUCAUUUAUAUUUAAAUGUAUCUAUAAUAUCUUUUCCACACCAGAGUUGCAAGCUGCUGCCCACAUCAGAGUCUUCACAAAAGAAGUGGAGCCCCACAAAUUCUUUCGAAGAUCGGAAGGAUCUGUGCAAACAGCUGAAGGGCUUCGAAGUGCGCAUCAUCACCAUCAACCGAGCACUCGGAUACAUCUGCGCCGGAGAUCAUAAGAAAUAAUUCUGCACUUCCACUACAAUCAUCAUCAACAUCUUUUAAAAUCUCAAUCACCAACAUUGACUGUGUAAAACUCCGCACUACUACUUUGCAAAAAAAUCUCCACAACCCAUAUUUAUUUCAACUGUGUAAGAAUAAUGUAUAAGCUAGCUACAUCUGUGUAGUUG